AUGGCUCCCAUUCACUCCAGCAGUCUUCCUUUCGGGCAGACUCCGCCACUGGCUUCAGUCGCCGGUCCUACCUACGUGACGGCUCAGACCUUAGUUCAGCAAGUAGCAUAUACUCUGUCGGACAAGAUCUUCUCCUAUUCACCAGAAUCCUUGGAUCUCGAUGUUGCCGCCAGAGCUUGGUCGGAUGCUCAAGAGACGAAUGCAAAUGGCUACAAAACCGCGGUCCAGUCCAUGCAAAUUCGCAAUGGCGCAGGCUCCAUUGCUCUAGGAUAUAUCUUUUCCAAGGAUUUUGAUUUGAAGAAGAGACACAUCCCUCAGGGUCUGCUUGCCUCGUCAGCUGCCCUGAACUUCCUGAGACCUGCCCUGGAUCAGCUUUCACUUCUGUACUCCGUCAGCAAUCCUUUCGUUGCGCAUGUCGCAGCUUUGGAUUAUGAUGGAUCAAAGAAUGGGGGACUGGUCUCCGAUUAUGCCUCCGCACUGUCCACUGCAGAAGAUCUCGGUCUCGGCCUGGUUUCCACACUAUCUGCCUAUGAGGCUCAGCAUAUGUCGCUGUUUGCAACCUUAUUGGCUCAGGAUCUACCCACAUUACAUGUCUAUGACGGACUGAGAACUGGCCGGGACACCACCCGUGUCAUUGACAUUCUGGACAAAUCUGGCCUUGCCGCUGCAUAUGAAAAUGUCCUCAAGUCGACAGCAGACGAGGAGCGCAAGCAUUUGAGCAUCGAGGGCAAGGCCUUGAGGACACUCCGUGCCCUCAAUGAUGAGCUCGGUACCGAGUACAAGCCCUUUGAAUACUCUGGACAUGCGACCCCCGAGACUGUUUUGGUCACUUUCGGUUCCGUCGAAGGAUCGCUCGCAUCCCAGGCCGUUAAAGUUCUUGCCCAGUCUGGUAGUAAAGUUGGAGCGAUCAACGUUCGCCUUUAUAGACCAUUUGCCGAGGAACAAUUCCUCAAACUCUUGCCACAGAGUGUAAGGGUGGUUGGGGUUCUGGGACAAGUUGUUGAUAUUCAGGCUGUGCAAGAAGUUGGAAUUCACUCUCGACUCUACGACGAUGUACUCGCUGCAAUUGCCUAUGGAUCUUCCUCCCAUAGCAGCGUCAAAGUUCAAGAUCUAAAGUAUCCACGUAACAAGACUUGGACACCUUCAUCCAUCGCCAGUGCUUUCCAAAAACUCACUGGUAAACCCACCGAAGAAGCGACAAUCAAAACAUUCUUGGACAAGAAUGUUCAACAGUAUACCUUUUGGAACACUGAUGAUGCGUUGUCUGCACCGGCAGCCAAUCUUCUCGCUCAGGCCCUGGCCACGGAUUCAUCCCACAAUGUCACCGUGAACACAACCCACGACAAUCUUCUACAGGGUGGUGUUCACAGGAUUGACAUUCGGAAAUCGCCCACGAGUCUCGACGCAUCAUAUCCAGUGACUUUGGCGAAUGUCAUUGUGGUCACAGAGGUCAAGAUACUUUCUGAAAUUGAUGUUCUCAAGUCACUUGAGGCAGGUGGCAAGGUGAUCUUGAUUCUUCCCGGGGUGAAGGAUGAAGACGUCGAGAAGAAGCUGCCUGUCCCAUUCAAGAAAGCUGUUGUUGAAUUGGGCGUUGGUCUAUAUCUCAUUAAUCCAGCAAGCACUACUUUGACUGUUGACAAUCACGAAAUUGAAUCUCUCCGGCUACAGACAGCUUUCAUCAGGGUAGCACUUCGCAAUAGCGAAGAAGUCGGCCUGCAGAAGGUUGCCAAAGUGAAUGGUUAUUUCUCUCUGGACUCAAUUGUCACUGAUUUAGAAAAAACUCUGCGGGAAAUCGAGGUACCCAAAGAAUGGGCUGAGCUCGAACUCGACAGUCAGAUUCAGCCAUUGCCCGUUGAUAUCUCUGCUAACAGCUUCGCCAAUUUCGAUAAGACAGAGGAAGAGCCACCUUCCAUUCUUCGCAACUGGCAGAAAGCAGCAAAGGGUCUAUUGUUCAAAGAAGCGUAUAACACCAGCAACAGUCUGCGUCCCGAUUUGACUACCAAGACAUUUACGGUUCAUGUCAAGGAAAAUCGCCGACUGACACCAUUGACCUACGACCGUAACAUCUUCCACAUUGAGUUUGACCUUGGUACGUCUGGUCUGAAGUAUGAUAUUGGCGAGGCUUUGGGCAUCCACGCAGAGAACAACCACGAUCAGGUCAUGGACUUCAUCAAAUGGUAUGGCCUGAACGCCGACGAGGUUGUCGAAGUAGCCUCCCGUGAGAGCGAUGCUGUGUUUGAAAACCGUACGGUUUACCAAUCAUUGAUGCAAAACGUGGACAUUUUCGGACGCCCACCGAAGAAGUUCUACGAAGCUCUGGCAGAUUUUGCAGAUGAUGCGACUGAGAAACGUACUCUAUUGACAUUGGCUGGACCUGAAGGCUUCAAGGAAUUCCAACGUCGUGCCGAAGUAGACACCAUAACUUUCGCGGACGUCCUGCUGGAAUUCCCCUCGGCACAUCCAUCAGUUCAUGACAUCGUACGAAUUGUAUCCCCAAUGAAACGCCGCGAGUAUUCGAUCGCGUCCUGUCAAGCCGUCACACCGACAUCUGUCGCUCUUAUGGUGGUCGUUGUCAACUGGGUUGACCCUGCUGGACGUGACCGGUUCGGACAAGCCACAAAAUAUCUCAGUGAACUCAAAGUUGGCGCUCCUAUCACCGUUAGCGUGAAGCCGUCCGUGAUGAAACUCCCACCAAAGUCUACUCAACCGAUCAUUAUGGCGGGUCUAGGUACAGGCCUUGCACCUUUCCGAGCCUUCGUGCAACAGCGUGCACUGGAGAAGUCCCAAGGCAAAGAGAUUGGGGCAGUCCUCUUGUACAUGGGUUCGCGACAUCAACGGGAGGAAUACUGCUAUGGCGAGGAAUGGGAAGCUUAUCAGGCAGCAGGCGUCAUCACACUCCUUGGCCGUGCAUUUUCUCGUGACCAACCUCAGAAAAUCUACAUUCAGGACCGCAUGCGCCAAACCCUUGAGCAGAUCACCCAGUCUUAUAUCAAGGACCAGGGCGCUUUCUACCUUUGCGGUCCUACCUGGCCCGUUCCGGAUGUUACGCAGGUCCUCGAAGAGGCCAUCGCAUUGGAUGCCAAAGCCUCUGGUGCAAAGAAGGUCGAUCCUUCGCGUGAGAUCAUGCGCCUAAAGGAUGAGGGUCGCUAUGUUCUUGAAGUCUAUUAG
This is a messenger RNA of Exophiala bonariae, 3168 nucleotides long. RefSeq lists its product as uncharacterized. NCBI's taxonomy places the organism in Eukaryota, Fungi, Ascomycota, Eurotiomycetes, Chaetothyriales, Herpotrichiellaceae. Gene Ontology annotation, molecular function: FMN binding; sulfite reductase (NADPH) activity; flavin adenine dinucleotide binding. Bases 1 to 3168 code for a protein of 1055 amino acids. The transcript has a single exon. Gene Ontology annotation, cellular component: cytosol. The record is from RefSeq and is a predicted model, not a curated record.